This is a messenger RNA of Trichoderma aggressivum f. europaeum, 4677 nucleotides long. RefSeq lists its product as uncharacterized. The record is from RefSeq and is a predicted model, not a curated record. The transcript is spliced from 7 exons. NCBI's taxonomy places the organism in Eukaryota, Fungi, Ascomycota, Sordariomycetes, Hypocreales, Hypocreaceae. Gene Ontology annotation, molecular function: protein binding. Bases 1 to 4677 code for a protein of 1558 amino acids.
AUGAAUAUGCCUCUCAUGCAGUGGAUUCCUAUGCCUCGCAAACCAACUGCACGAGAAGCAAUCACGACAUUUCUUCUUCUGCUGCCGUUGGUAGCCUCUCUGUUGUAUCGCCUCUACGCAAAGAUUCGAAGACGAGAUGGCCGUUCAAUGGGCCUUCAGAUCCUCUCUGAUGAAUCUGAUGAUGGUCCUGUCAAGUAUGAGAUCAUUGCUGUACAUGGUCUUGGGGCUAGCCCUGAGCACACUUGGACAUGCAAACCCAGUUCACAGUACAAAACUAGUGAUAAUCAGCACUCUGUUCAUUUGCUUAAAGAUUUGCUCAUGAAAGAUGAGAGAUUUUCAGACGCGCGAAUUCUUCAUUUUGCGUACAAUUCAGACUGGCUUGUUGACGCUUGCUUUGAAUCGGCGCGUGACAUUGGACUUCGCCUCAUAGAAUCCCUUACUGAGCACAGAAAAACUCAUCCUCGUCUACCCCUAAUUUUUGUAGGACAUAGCUUUGGUGGAAUAGUCAUCAAGGAGGCACUAUCUAGCGAUCCGGAGGAUUCCCAGAGAAUCUUGGAGGACACGUGCGGUAUCAUCUUCUUGGGAACGCCUCAUUUAGGCAGCCCGGUUGCCGGUUUUGGAGCCACCCUUGCCUACUUGACUGGCUUCCUAGGUUCAAACACUGGUUUACUACUCUUACUCAGAAGCAAUGGAGAGAUGCUUGUGAAUCUAAGUAAAGCUUUCCAAGCUUGUGUUAGAGAAAAGAAAGAAAAGAAGGGUAGAGAAACCCAGAUUGUUACAAUCUGCGAAAAAAAGCCAACAUACCUUCUGAAUUGGCUUUACGCUGGUAAAAUUGUCCCGUGGGAGUCAGCCACUUUUGGUGCAAACUUUGCCGACGUUUUUGAAGUCGAUACAGAUCACACUGGCUUGAAUAAGUGCGUUAGCUUGAAGGAUCCUUUAUACAAAGAGCUCACAGUACAGUUGCAUCGGAUACAACCUACAACACCACCUAAGAUUAAUACGCUUCAACAAGCUGUCCUCGACCGUUUAAUAUCCGUUACCGCUGCCGAUGCAGAGUUUCACCCUGGGCUCGACGAAUACGGAAGAGGCCAUUCAGAAUGUCUCCCUCAAACGAGAGAAGAGAUAUUAAAAGAUAUUUUCGACUGGCUUGAUGACAGUAGUUCGUCGCAAAAGUAUCUCUACUGGCUUCAAGGCAAAGCCGGCACGGGGAAAUCUACCAUUGCACGCACCAUUGCCAGCAGGGUGGCUGGACAGAACCGCAUCGCUGCCAACUUCUUUUUCAAAAGAGGCGAAGGCGAUCGAGCUAAACUCAAGCGAUUUUUUACGACUUUAGCCGCUCAGCUUGUGAGGCAAUGGCCCAGCUUCGCCAAAGCUGUCCAAGACGCAUUGGAGUCAGAUCCUUCGCUUCCAGAACAAGACCCAAGGAUUCAAUUCAAGAAAUUUAUUCAGGAACCUUUGCGGAAGCAAGAACGCAACAAGUCUAAAGUUAUAAUCAUUAUCGUUGACGCUCACGACGAAUGUGAUUCGAGCGAAGAUCUAACUGGCCUGGUUCAGCAGCUCACGCAAUCCCAAGAUGGCUACUCUACUCAACUUCCAGUCAAAUGUUUUCUGACUAGCCGCUUUGAUCAUCACUCGCAAUCUAGUUUUAAUCAUAUCUCUGAGGAGAGAUGCGAGAUGAAAGAGCUUGAAAAAUCCACAUCAGCGACUAUCAAGCAAGACAUUGAACGUUAUUUGCGGGUUGAGUUGGAAAAGAUCGAUGGCCUCUUAGACCCGCUUCCAGGGGGUGAUCUAUGGUCCAAUCCCUCUGACGUGGAAAAUCUCGAGAAACUUACAGAGCGAGCCUGUCCGCUAUUUGAAUUCGCUGCCUUCUCUACUCGUUUUAUUAAACAAACAAAAAUGCCGGGAGGGCCUCGAGGUCGCCUUCGUCACAUAUUGGAAACUAAAAUUUCUGGUGACCUGCACAAGUUAUAUGGCUCCAUCAUAGAGCGAAGAUUCUAUGACCUCGAUGAUCAAUGCUACGGGGAAGCAGAAGCAUAUUUUCAAAAGAUUAUUGGCUCGGUCAUUUUGUUAGCGAAUGCCGUAACAGUCAGAUGCCUAGCCGAGCUUCUCAAGCUGCCUGAGACAGAGAUUCGCGAAGAACUACAGCUUUUUGAGUCAGUUCUUGUAGUUCCAGCAGAACAAGACAUUCAGUCACCGAUCACAUUGUUUCAUGAGUCAUUCAGAGAUUUUCUCGCCGGGCCUGGAACCAAAAAGAAGUUGAUAAUUAAUCCUAUAGGAAUCCAUACCCUGUUGGCAUCUCGCUGCCACCAGCUUCUAUGUGGUGCCCUGCGGGAAAACAUGUGCAAAUUGAAAACACCUGGAACGCAUCGAAACGAGGUUGCAGUGGAAAAAGUCAAUGAAUGCUUAUCGCAAGGGGUACAAUACGCUUGCCGAUUUUGGCUUUUUCACGUCAAAAGGAGUCAAUCAAGUGUCAAAGACGGCGAUGAUUGGCAUUCCUUCUUACUCUCCCAUCUCCUCCACUGGCUUGAAGCAAUGAGUUUGCUGGGACGAACUUCAGAAAUCGCGUCGCUGAUCAAAGAGCUGAAAGAUGUCGUACAUCCCUCCGAUGGAGUACAAGUCAAAGCAUUUCUACAAGAUGCCGAGCGACUUAUUCUGUCUUUCCGACACGUCAUUGACGCUGCGCCAUUGCAGCUCUACAGCUCCGUUCUAACAUUUGCUCCGGCUAAGAGCCUUGUUCGAGAAAGAUUCGACGCAUCUCGCGCCAAAUGGAUCUCUCGCAUACCAAAUAUUGAUUCCCAGUGGAGUUCGUGUUUACAAACACUUGAAGGCCACGUCAAGAAUAUUCAAUGCGUCAGUUUUUCCUCUGAUGGUAUUCUAGCGUCCACAGAUACGGACGGCAUAGUCAAAGUGUGGGAUUCUAUAUCUGGUACUUGCCUGCAGACUUUCUCUAUGGAUGGCCAACGGGAACGUCGGAUCAUAGCCAUGGCGUUUUCUAAGGCCGGCAAGCUUGCUUGCAUGGCAGUUGGAUGCAUCUCGGUGUGGGACAUACGUCGAGAUGUUUGUUUGCAAACCUUGGAUUUGACGCAACACGUUCCGCUACAUGAGCGGUUUUACACGGGUUCAGUGGUCUUUCAGGAUGAGCAAAGACUUCUUCUGACGGGCACUGGACUACGUAACAUUCUCAAAUUAGAACUGGGACGUGGAUGCGAGGAAGAAACCAAUCUUCCAUUUCACAGCGUGCCAACAAUCCUGUCGCCUGACGGUCAAUGGGUCGCAUAUGCAAUUGAAGGCGAAAUCAGGAUUCUUGACAUGAAAUCUAAAACAACUCGUUCGCCUAAAACGUUGAAAGGAGCCACAUCUGACUCAUCUGGUUUGAACGCGUGUUUCUCACAAGAUAAUCGGUAUUUUGCAUCUAUGAAGGGGGGCCCUGCAUUUGGGAUGAGUCCCACAGAGGCCAAGAUCUGGGACGUUUCAUCGACUAUAUGUUUGCAGGUAUUCAGUGAAGUCAAUGGAAUAUCUGCAUUGGCAUUCUCACAAGAUAGUCAUCUGCUUGGAAUAGCAACACAUGGGGAUAGAAAAAUAAGCAUCUGGGAUUGGAAAAAACACUUUCGUCUUCAAGCAUUUACAGGACAUCAGGAUGGUGCCGAUUGCUUAUCAUUCUCACCAGACGGAGCAUGGCUUGCUUCAGCCUCUUCUGACCGCAUCGUUAAAAUAUGGGACGCUCAACUAAAAGAUUACGAGGAGAAAAUCGCAUCCUUUUUCAGCACCAGACAUAACUUGAUAUUUAAGGGUGGCCAACGACUCGCUAUGAUUUCUACUGGAACAUCUCGAAUCCAGUUGCUGGACGAUUCUGGAAACAAAUGCAUUACACAACCUUUUAAAAAGGCCUACAGUAAAAUAGCAAUCUCUGCGAACGGAAGCAUUUUUGCAGCAGUUUCAGAUGAUCGAAAGCGUAUUGAAAUAUGGGACGCAGAGUCGGAGAAAUUUUUACCUUCGUGCAAUUUGCCUCUCGAUCCCAAUCAUCCAUCCAUAUGCUCUAUCGCCCUCUCGGCAAAUGGUCAAAGAUUCAUAAUAGGCCUAACAACUUUGAGAGUUGAGGUUUGGGAGUCUCGUACAGGCCGACUGUUGAAAGAGUUGCAGCAGGAACAGAUAUACCGGUGUCUCCCUACUGACGUAGCUAUAUCUUCUGAUGGUGAACAAUUUGCUUGGACAGGCCAUGACGAUGAUUAUAGCAUGCGUUUUUAUACGGAGAAGCUGCAUUUGACUCUUCCUGACGAAUUUUAUUUCAUCCCGACUCCAGAGUUAGCCUUCUCCCCAAAUGGAAAGCGGCUUGCAGCUGUUCGUUCUUGGCGAGGGGCGUUUUGGGAUGUGGCAACAGGUGCCUGUUUGAGGACGUUCAAUCAAGCAUAUCCGCCGAGUUGGUCACUGGACACAAGCUUCAUUAACUUUGAUUUCACCAUGGGCGUCGAAUUACCGGAGUCCAAAAACUGGAAGGACUGUUUAACUAAGUAUCACAUCAGUCCCGACGGCGCCUGGAUCAUGAGGAAUCGUGAGAAGCUGCUAUGGAUAUUGCCGGAAUAUCGGCCAAAACAGGUGUUUGCUUUUGGAUCCAAACUUGUAAUUGGGCGUGCAUCAGGACUCCCAUUUGCCAUAAAGAUUUCAGACGAGGACCUUUGA